AGGUCGCUGAACGCCGCUGGCGAGCGCGCCCCGGGAGCCAUGAGGUGAAGGGGGCGUGUCCCCCCCGCCGCGCGCCGAACCGCCCCCUCAGGCCGGCAGCCAUUUUGAGGAGCGCUGCAGCGCGCGGGCGGCGCGCGGCGCCCUCUGGCGGCUCCCCGCCCGCAGAUCGGCCCGCGCGGGCGCUGGCCGGCCAUGAAGUCCGUUUUCGUCACGGUGGGCACUACCAGCUUCGACGACCUGAUCGCCACCAUCUGCUCCCCGGCGGCCCUGCAGGUGCUGCAGAGCCGCGGCUACGAGAAGCUGGUGCUGCAGGUCGGGCGCGGCGCGCUGCCGCCGGCGCUGAGCGGCACGGCCCUGGCAGUGGAAGCCUUCCGCUACAAGGAGUCGCUGGCUGAGGACCUGGGGAGGGCCGACCUGGUCGUCAGCCACGCAGGUGCAGGUAGCUGUCUGGAGGCUCUAGGAAAAGAAAAACCACUCGUAGUAGUAAUAAACGAAAAGCUGAUGAACAACCAUCAGCUUGAACUGGCAAAACAGCUCCACAGAGAUGGGCAUGUCUUCUGCUGUAAUUGCAGCACUCUUGUGGAGACACUACAGUCAAUGGACUUGUCAACUUUGAAACCUUUUCCUCCUGGACAGCCAGAAAAGUUUGCUUUGUUCUUGGAUAAAGUUGUUGGAUUUCAACGGCGCUCCGGCGCGGCGCGGGCAGCCCCCACAGCCGGGGCGCGGGGCGGUGCGGGGGCUCCCGGCGGGCACCCCGAGGUGGCUGCGGGCGGCCCCCCGAGCGGCGCGCACCGGCCGGCCGAGGGCAGCGGGGGCCCUGGCGCAGGUGAGCGCCCGGGGCGUGGCCCCUCAUUAGCAGCCGCCGCGCGCCCAGCUGCCACGCGCCGCGCAGCUCCGCGCGGAGCCCCCGUCUCCCGCCUCCGCCGUCGCCGCUUCAGCCGCAGCCGCUCGGGGAAGAUGCAGAAGGGCUGGAAGAAGUACUUCGGGCAGAAGUCCUUCAGCGAGGUGGCCAUGGACGAGUACCUGGGCAGCCUGGGGCUGUACCGCAAGAUGACGGCCAGGGACACCUCUUCACUUUUCCGAGCCGUUUCCGAGCAGGUGUUUUCAUCUCAAAUUUACCACGUGGAAGUCAGGAAAGCUUGUGUUUUGUUUAUGAGGCAACACCAGCACAAGUUUCAGUCUUAUGUGGAAGGAGCAUUUGAGAAAUACCUUGAGCGACUGGGAGAUCCAAAGGAAACUGCUGGCCAUCUGGAAAUGAAGGCUUUAUCAGUGAUGUACAAGCGAGACUUUAUUCUGUACCGGUACCCUGCAAAGCCACCCACUUAUGCUACAGACAAUGGGUUUGAAGACAAGAUUUUACUGUGUUGUUCCGGCAAUGGCCAUUAUGACUCUGUGUACACAAAACAAUUCCAGGAAAAUGCUGCUAUUUGCCAGGCUGUAUUAUAUGAGAUCCUAUACAAAGAUGUGUUUGGCAUGGAUGAGGAAGAAUUGAGGUCUGCAGUGGAGGUGUUUCGAAGUGGAUCCAAGAAGAACAGAAACAGUGGCUCUGUAGGAAAUGAGGAUUCAAACUUUGAUUGUCUUCAUGAAAAAGUAUCCAGAAAUCCAUCAGAAAAGAGAGUGGACGACUGGGAAGGCAAUGAUACUGACAAUCCACAGGAAGAUAAGUUCAAACAAGGCAUUGAAGAAGAAAAGCCUCCAGAAAAUCCAUCAAAGAUGCCUGUUCCUUAUAAAGUGCUAAAGGCACUGGACCCUGAGAUCUAUCGAAAUGUGGAGUUUGAUGUUUGGCUGGACAGCAGAAAAGAGCUUCAAAAAGCUGACUACAUGGUGUUUGCUGGGAGACAGUACUAUUUAGGAGACAAGUGUCAGGUACGUCUGGAGCCAGGAGGUAAGUACUACAAUGCUCACAUCCAGGAAGUUGGACAGGAUGGCAACACAUUGACUGUAUUCGUUGAGGAGCUGGCAGAAAAGCAUACAAUCCCUUUCACAAACUUAAAACCAGUGACACAGGUGGCGCCCGUCUUUGCUUGGAAUAUGGUUCCCAGCCGAAAAGGAGGAACCUAUCAGAAAAUAACAGGUGGAUACUUCUCAGGAAUAGAAAUGGAUAUGAAAACACGGAAGAGAAUGCUUAAGAAAGUUCGUGGAAAGGAAGUCUUUAUGACUGUGACUUAUAGUAGGGGUCAGCCAGUUCUUCCACCCCGGCUCCAGCACCAUGUUUCUUCGGGGCGCUCUCCUCCAGUUCACUGCUCACAGGGUGGUGGAAACAUGGUGCCUUAUGAACCCUACCAUCCUCAGAAUCCUCCUCAAAGACAUAACCGUGGAUUUGGGAUGCCAAGGGGAUCUGCCCGAUUUAUAAACAGGCACAACAUGGUUGGCCCUCAAAUAGCAUUCUACCCCAGUCCAGGAAAGAGAUGCUAUGAGAAUUUCUCCUGCAGGUCCUGCUCCUACAGCCGUAGCCGCCGCCAGCUGCAGUGUGUGAAUAAGGAGUGUCAGUAUGGGUUUGUCCCAGGGAAUGGAGAGGAGCCUCAGGGACCCGAAGAAACGAUAACUUUCUAUGAAAUUGAACGAGAAGACAGCGCUGCUUUUCCUGCUUUACCAAGCGAAGGUAGCCCUGCUCCUGUUGUUCAUGGUCGACCAGGAUUUUGGUUAGCAGGAAGAAGCCCAAGCUCUGCUCCACCUAACAAGCAGACCCUGAAUUCCUCAGAGGAGGAAGAGGAAACAACCGAAAAUGGGAAAUUUCAUGAGGAAUAUAUCUAUGCACCUCCAGAUCCUGACUGUGAAACUGCAGCAGUAUUUAGUUCAGCAGAAUCUACAGCAAACUUGGAUGAAGGGACUGUUUCUGCGUCGCCUCAGAAUGGAGUGGCUUCCUACAGCUAUCACCAGAAGGUGAUGGUGAACUCUGCAGCAAUCUCAACCUCCACAGGUGUUUAUACUGCUCCAGCUACAGGCUUCUCCUCCAGUUCUGCUGCCUCCACUCCAGCCAGUGCCACAACAGCAAUUCCCCCACAAACAGCAGUUCAGCCAGUCACAGUAUCUCCCCUUUCUGCAGGGAGGCCAGGUAGAGUGCGCACACUGCAGCUGUGGACUUGGGUGUCUUCUGGUUUUGGUUACAUCUUCACUCCCCAUUUUUUUUCCUACAUCUCAAAGACAAAUAUUAAAAGUCUUUUUUUAAAAAAAAAACACAUCACUUGCUUUGGCUUAAAAAGUUUCCUUCUGAUUGUAGCAGUUUCUUCGGUGCCGUUCCCAGUUUAUUCAGCUCCUCUUCCUCCAGUUAGUGAGGUGGGAGAAGCUGGUGCCAUUCUUCCACCUUAUUCUUGUGAUCCCAGUGGCAGUGAUCUGCCUCGAGAUACAAAGGUCUUGCGGUAUUAUUUUAAUCUGGGAUUGCAAUAUUACCAUCAGAGCUGUUGGCCUUCCAUGAUGUACAUACAGCCUGUGCUGCCACCAUCACCUGUAGAAGUUUAUCCAGCGUAUGCUGAGCCAGCUCCUGUCCUAGAUCAGUCAGUCCCUCAGCUCUACACGGAUGCUGGGCGACCUGAAUUCCACCAGGUUCCCUUAGAAGCACCUGCAAAUGGUAACUUUCAAAAUGCAGAGCCUCCACCCCUCUCCUAUGGGCCAGUAUAUUACCCCAUCGUGUCGGACCCCUUCAGUCAGCAGUCUCCUCCUGGGUUUGAUUCUUUAGUGCCUGCCUAUCGCUAUAUUAGUACCUGGCAUCCAGUAAAUCCACCAUAUGGAAAUGCUCCACAAAUCGCUAAUGUCGUAAAUUCUGGACCGCUGCACCAAGUCAGCUAUGUUGCCUCCCCUAACCCUUCACAUCAUGAUGUGUCUCCAGGAAUGUAAAUAUGGAAGCUAUACGAUCGCUUCUUGGCCUUGAUUCCUCUUGUGUUUUGUUUGUCAACUAUGUGUUAAUACUGUUUCAUAAAGGUUAACCUGUCUCAGUGAGCUGGGUCAGUUGAUUAAACUGCAUUCAAAUGACAUGUUUCUCUUUAAGAUUAUGCUAGCGAUGAUGUGGCAGGAUGUUGUUCUAGUCAGUUAUGUAGGAAAGCAUAAGAAAAGAGUAUACAUAGACUAUAGUGCAAGGAACACAGUUUGAAUUUGACUACGUAAAGGGUGUAAAAAUAUAUAUGCUAUAACUAAAGGAAUGUGGCAUCAUGUACCUCUGAGGGGUUGCACUAUAACACUUGGACGCAUGGUUCUUGUUGAAGCACUGAAAUAGGUUGUCAUUACAACUAUGGAUAAAAAUUGGGCACAGGGUCGUUAGAGGGUGAAAACUUUUGAAAUGGGUUGGAUUUUCGGAUGUCACAAAACAAAACCUCUUUGCCACUAGUGGUCACCUAUGUGUAAUGGCUGUAUUUCUUCUGUUCCUUUUCAUUCUGUGUAGUUUCGUGACUCUUGAAAGUGUAAGAAUACUGUUUUCAUCUGUUGUACAUUGCUGUAUGUUUGUGAGACUUGUUUUUUGAAAGCUGUUGCACAAAUGGUGGUAGUCUUGGUGUUUAAUUUGCACUGAUAGCACAAAAUAAAAGCA
Messenger RNA from Falco peregrinus (peregrine falcon), 4519 nucleotides. RefSeq names its product ALG13 UDP-N-acetylglucosaminyltransferase subunit (gene ALG13). The coding region runs from base 193 to 3834 and encodes 1213 amino acids. Lineage: Eukaryota; Metazoa; Chordata; Aves; Falconiformes; Falconidae. The record is from RefSeq and is a predicted model, not a curated record. The transcript has 28 exons. Gene Ontology annotation, molecular function: hexosyltransferase activity. Gene Ontology annotation, biological process: dolichol-linked oligosaccharide biosynthetic process.